AUGUUUCCUGCUCCAGGUUCUAGCGCGGGGGGUCAGUCAAUGGAGGCGUCCCUUGACGAGGCAGGACUUCCGCGCAAGACUGUGCUAGCCUGCGUUCAGGCCGUUCUCCAAGAGGGCGGCCUGUCGUCAAGCGCUGAACAGCAGCCUCACAGCGCGCCUUCCGUGAGCUCAAGCCCGUCGCGAGUAGAACAUGCGAUGGUAACAGAGGGGCGACCGCGUGAUGCGAUAACCGUACAGAACGGCGCUCGUGAGCACGUCAAGCGAGAAGCCUCCACAGAGGAAACGCAACUGGGCGCCACGUCUCCUGCGACGCUGCAACUCACAGAGGAAACAGCGUGCUCCAACAUGGACGCUGAGUGCUCGAAGGACGAGAGUUCACCCCAGAAUGGUCCAGAGCCAGCCCUAACGCUACACCCGGACGCACGUGACCUCAUCUGCGCCUGUGCGAACACGUUCGUUCGGUCAAUUGCAGUUGAGGCGAAUAAGGCAAAGGCCAGAGACCAGAAACGGACAAUCUUCUCGAAACAUAUCCUAGCCGCCUUGGAGCAGAUGGGCCUUGAAGCUUACGUCCCAGUAUUGCAGCCACUGCUGGAACGUGUGGAGGAUGAGCAGGUGGAACGCCAACGGCGAAAAACUGGUCGUGCUCGCUUUGAACACACAGGUUUGAGCAUAGAGGAGCUCAAAAGACAACAAGCGGAACUACUAGCUGCUGCUCGAGAGCAAGCUCUGUGGCCUUGA
Messenger RNA from Cyanidioschyzon merolae strain 10D, 738 nucleotides. RefSeq names its product similar to TBP-binding phosphoprotein DR1. Gene Ontology annotation, biological process: negative regulation of transcription by RNA polymerase II; positive regulation of transcription by RNA polymerase II; RNA polymerase II preinitiation complex assembly. The transcript has a single exon. Bases 1 to 738 code for a protein of 245 amino acids. Gene Ontology annotation, cellular component: negative cofactor 2 complex. NCBI's taxonomy places the organism in Eukaryota, Rhodophyta, Bangiophyceae, Cyanidiales, Cyanidiaceae. The record is from RefSeq and is a predicted model, not a curated record. Gene Ontology annotation, molecular function: core promoter sequence-specific DNA binding; protein heterodimerization activity; TBP-class protein binding.